AUGAGAUUAGACUGGUCAAAUGUACAUGUACUGGUCGCUGCAUGGAACUGAGUUAAGUUUUAUGCCACAAUAUGUUUAUAUAUAGGUCUGUUUCUCUGUGUUUUUGUCACAGACCAACUUUUCCUGAGUCAUCAUAACCUGCUUUUGAGUAUCAUCAUCAUCGCCAUCACCACAAACAAACACAUAACCAGUUUUUGCCUUCCCCUUUCUUCUAUCAUUUUCAAGACCUCUGAAUUCUUGAUAACUCAUAUUAUGGCAGCUUUUUCAUAUCAACUACCUUUUCUUGUUGACUCUUCAUCUUACUUCACCAAUAUAAACAAUUCUCUUGCUCCUCACACUCUUCAAGUUCAUCAAGAUAACUCUCUUAGUAAUCAAGAAACUAGUUGUGUUGAUGAUCAAGCCUCUAAGAAUAGUUUAAGUCCUGAAUCCUCUAUGGUGGUUGAUAAUCUUGAAAAGGGUGAGCAAGUUACUCAGAAAGUGAGUUCUAUGGAGAAUAAGAGAAGGAUUAGAACAAACAAGUCUUCUUCAAGUAGCCCCUUAUCUAAGGAGUCAAAAGAAGAGAGAAGCAAAAAACAAAAGAAGAAUAGUGGUGAAGGGAUGAAAAGAGAAGAGAAGAAGAAUCAGAAGAAGUUUUCUGAAGAGGCUCCAACUGGCUAUAUCCAUGUCAGAGCUAGAAGGGGCCAGGCAACAGAUAGCCACAGCCUUGCUGAAAGGGUGAGAAGAGAGAAAAUAAGUGAAAGGAUGAAGAUAUUGCAGCAACUUGUGCCUGGCUGUGAUAAAGUAACCGGAAAAGCUCUUGUGUUGGAUGAAAUAAUCAAUUAUGUACAGUCCUUACAGAAUCAAGUAGAGUACUUGUCAAUGAAGAUUGCAUCAGUGAAUCCAAUCUUCUUUGACUUUGCAAUGGACUUAGACAUGGCUAGACCAGAUCAUGAGAGACUAAAUGGCAUAACAUCACCAUCACCAUCAUCAACACCACUACAAUCUGUACCAUUAUGCAGCUCCAACCAUGCCACACCUUUUGCUGACACAACCCUCACAAGCUUCCACCAUGCUGCAGCUAAUAAUGAAUAUCUUUUGGAUUAUUCAUCUCCAGUUUUUCAUCAAGGACAGAGGUCAAAUACCUUCUUUGAGCACACUGAUGGGCCAUAUUGGGACUUAGAAGAACAACGACAAAAGCUUCUUAAUCCAUAUGGAUUCAGCAACAAUACAUGUUCCUUAAAUUAAUAUCAAUUUCUCAAAUCUGUCCCACAAUGCUACGAAAAUGUUUGUUAAAUCUUUUCCAAACAAGUAGCAGAAUCAAUGAAAAGAAGGUUGUUGUGAAGUGAUUCUGUUGUUCCUAGUCCACCAAAUUAAAGUGAGAUAUAUGAACAUGAUGAAUAAAGUGUAGCAAAAUUAAUGGAUGAGGAAGCUAAAAGGACAGAAAAUGCCGACAAAAUAAGACCAUAUCUUUUUCUAGAUCCUUUGUUCUAGUAAUAAUAUUUGACUCUUAAAGUCUUAUUCUCAUGCACAAAUUUCAAGACAGUGUACUCUUUAUGAAUGAAUGAAUGAAUCCUAGAGAUAUCAUAUCU
Messenger RNA from Lathyrus oleraceus (garden pea), 1568 nucleotides. RefSeq names its product transcription factor bHLH137. NCBI's taxonomy places the organism in Eukaryota, Viridiplantae, Streptophyta, Magnoliopsida, Fabales, Fabaceae. The coding region runs from base 253 to 1224 and encodes 323 amino acids. Gene Ontology annotation, cellular component: nucleus. Gene Ontology annotation, molecular function: protein dimerization activity; DNA-binding transcription factor activity. The transcript is spliced from 8 exons. Gene Ontology annotation, biological process: regulation of DNA-templated transcription. The record is from RefSeq and is a predicted model, not a curated record.